AUGCCCCCAAAUCCCAACACCUUCUCUUCCUCUCUCCUUCUCUCCGUGUUCUCUCUCCUUUCCAUCUCUUGCUUCUCCAUAGAUGAACAGGGCCUUGCUCUCCUCUCAUGGAAAAACAGCCUCAGCCCCUCCACAGAUGCAUUCAAAACAUGGAAUCCAUUGGACCCAAAUCCAUGCAAUUGGUUCGGAAUCGUCUGCAAUUCGAAUUUGGAAGUGGCCCGAAUCAGCUUGCAGUCAAUCGACUUGCGAGGCUCAUUGCCUUCGAAUUUCCAGUCCCUCAAGUCAUUGGAAUAUCUUGUUCUUACAGCCACGAAUCUCACCGGCCCAAUUCCGAAAGAGUUCGGGGAGUAUGCCGAAUUAGUUUUCAUUGAUCUCAGUAACAACGCAAUUUCGGGGGAGAUUCCAGUCGAGAUUUGCACGCUUUCGAAGCUGGAGAGUCUCUACCUCAAUUCGAAUAUGCUUGAAGGUGGGAUUCCUUUGGAUAUUGGAAAUCUUUCGAGUCUCUUGCAUCUAACGCUCUUCGACAAUCACCUCAGUGGUGAAAUCCCAAAAAGCAUUGGGAGCUUACGUAAGCUCGAAGUCUUCCGGGCUGGUGGGAAUCAGAAUCUCAAAGGUGAAUUGCCUUUAGAGAUUGGAAACUGCAGCAAUUUGGUGAUGUUGGGUCUUGCAGAAACAGGAAUAUCUGGUAGUCUGCCUCCAUCAAUCGGACAGCUGAAGCGGAUUCAAACGAUAAAGAUUUACACCGCUUUUUUAUCAGGUCCCAUCCCGGAAGAGCUCGGAAACUGCACCAAUCUGCAGAACUUGUAUUUGUAUCAGAAUUCGAUCUCGGGUCCCAUACCAACUCAACUCGGGAAGCUCCGAAAGCUUCAGAAUCUCCUCUUGUGGCAGAACAGCUUGGUGGGUACGAUUCCCUUUGAGCUUGGAAGCUGCAGGGAGCUGACGGUCGUCGAUCUAUCCAUAAAUCUCUUGUCUGGAAGAAUUCCCAAAAGCUUAGGAAACAUUUCAAAUCUUCAAGGACUUCAGCUCAGCGUCAAUCAGAUUUCUGGUCCAAUACCGCCUGAAAUUUUGAACUGCACCGCUCUAACUCAUCUUGAAGUCGACAACAAUGACAUCUCAGGCGAGAUUCCGAAUGAAUUCGGGAAACUGAAGAACCUGACUCUGUUCUUCGCAUGGCAGAACAAGCUCACCGGGAGUCUUCCAGAUAGUCUCGCCGAGUGCGGAAAUCUUCAGGCGCUCGAUCUGUCUUGCAACAAUCUAUCGGGCCCAAUCCCAAAACAGAUUUUCGAGUUGCAGAAUCUCACCAAGCUGUUGCUUAUUUCCAACGACUUGUCGGGUUUUUUACUGCCCGAGAUCGGGAACUGCACAAACCUUUUCCGCUUCCGAGUGAGCAACAACCGGCUCGUGGGGCCCAUCCCUGCCGAGAUUGGGAGCCUGAAGAAUUUGAAUUUUCUUGAUCUGGGCAGCAACCGGUUAGUAGGGCAGAUCCCACCAUUGAUCUCUGGGUGUGAUAAUCUUCAAUUUCUAGACUUACAUUCAAAUGCAAUUGUGGGAUCCUUGCCUGAAACGCUGCCAAAAAGCCUACAAGUCAUCGAUGCUUCCGAUAACAGACUUUCAGGGCCCUUGACUCCCAGUCUUGGGGCAUUAGCUCAGUUGACUAAGCUUGUUCUUGGUAGAAACCGACUGUCCGGCAGAAUUCCAGCGGAGCUCAGGUCUUGCAGUAAGCUACAGCUGUUAGAUCUCGGUGACAACAGUUUUUCAGGUGAAAUACCACCAGAACUGGGUCAGAUCCCAGCGCUCGAGAUCUCUCUCAACCUCAGCUGUAACCAGCUCUCUGGUGAGAUUCCACUCCACUUCUCUGGCCUCGACAAGCUUGGGAUCCUCGACCUCUCACACAACGAGCUCACAGGCAGCGUCGAUGUCCUCACCACACUUCAAAAUCUUGUUGCCCUCAACAUAUCCUACAAUGGCUUCUCCGGCGAACUGCCUGACACCCCAUUCUUCCGGAAGCUCCCACUGAGCGACCUUGCAGGCAACCAUGGGCUCUACAUCCCAGGUCGUGUGGGGCCUGACAUCCAUGUAGGUCCCACCAGGGAGGCAACAACAGCAUUGAAGCUGGCAAUGUCCGUCCUUGUCAGCGCUAGCGCCGUGGUACUCCUGCUGGCGCUAUACAUGUUAGUUCGUGCACGUGUGGGCCACAACGGUGGACUGCCAGCAGAUGACGCAUGGGAGAUGACACUCUAUCAGAAGCUCAACUUCUCAGUUGACGACGUCGUGAGAAAUCUAACAUCUGCCAAUGUGAUCGGCACAGGGAGCUCUGGGGUGGUCUACAGGGUUGCAGUCCCGAACGGACCGAUGCUAGCAGUUAAGAGGAUGUGGUCAUCAGAAGCUUCAGGUGCAUUUCAGUCGGAGAUCCAAGCACUUGGAUCGAUCCGGCACCGGAAUAUUGUGCGGCUCCUGGGGUGGUGCGCAAAUAAUAGCACGAAGCUAUUGUUCUACGACUACCACCCGAACGGGAGCCUCAGUGCCCUCCUCCACGGGGCCGGUGGGAAGUGCGUGGCCGAGUGGGAAAUGAGGUACGAGAUCUUGUUGGGGGUGGGCCAUGCGCUCGCAUACAUGCACCACGACUGCGUGCCCGCAAUCAUGCAUGGAGAUGUGAAGGCCAUGAACGUGUUGCUGGGACCCAUGUUUGAGCCAUACUUGGCAGAUUUUGGGCUGGCCAGGACUGUGAAUGGUGGUGAUGAUUCUUCCAAAUUGGAUUCUAGAGCUUCUACUCACAUUGCUGGGUCUUACGGAUACAUGGCUCCUGAAUACGCGUCGAUGCAACGGAUCACGGAGAUGAGCGAUGUAUACAGCUAUGGCGUAGUUCUGCUAGAGGUCUUAACAGGACGGCACCCAUUAGAUCCAUCAUUACCCGGUGGGGCGCACUUGGUUCAGUGGAUAAGGGACCACUUGCAAAGCAAGCGGGACCCAUUCGACGUGCUAGACUCAAGGCUCCGGGGCCGACCAGACUCGAUAAUACAAGAAAUGCUUCAGGCGCUCGCGCUCGCAGUUCUGUGCAUUAGCAAUCGGCCCAACGACCGUCCAACAAUGAAGGACGUGGUUGCGUUGCUAAAGGAGAUUCGGCGCAUGGAGAUUGAACAGCGAUUGGAGGCGGAUGCAUCGAAGGGCGAAUCAACAGCUGUGGGCUCUCCUACAGCUAAGAGGAUGGUUUUGCAAGGUUCUUCUAAUUGCUCUUUUGCUUUCUCUAAUUCUUCCAGUUAUUAGUUGAAAAUGAGAGUGACUAGGGGAAGGAGAUGUAUGUGCACUGCACACCAUGCGUAUUGUAACAGGACCCAGCAAAAUGGCAGGAGGUUGAGAAAGCAGUGAAAAUAUGAGAGAUUGCCGAGAUCCAACAAUAUGAGGUGUAAGAGAAAAAAAACACGUGUAAUUUCUCUUAUUGGGUUCUUGUAAAUUUCAAUAAAAUUAUUUUUGUGUA
Molecule: messenger RNA, 3475 nt
Organism: Magnolia sinica
Lineage: Eukaryota; Viridiplantae; Streptophyta; Magnoliopsida; Magnoliales; Magnoliaceae
Product: LRR receptor-like serine/threonine-protein kinase RGI3
Exons: 2
Coding region: 1-3264 (1087 amino acids)
Biological process (GO): protein phosphorylation
Molecular function (GO): protein kinase activity; protein binding; ATP binding
Source: RefSeq, a predicted model, not a curated record